CAGCUGAUCUGCACCAUGCCGAGUGAAGCUUUAGUCUCUCUUUAGUGAUAUAGUGACUUAUAAUCGCGAUGAACGUCUCGUCUCCUCUAAGAAGACGAAUCUCCUGUCUCCUGAAUCACUUCCAAUCGUCCAAAAGGACCCUCCAGGCAUCCCAAGUGCCCAAGGACGCCCAGGGGGUGAGAUGGCUGCAGCCCGCAGGAGCAGGAGCCAAGAGAAUGGAGCUGGCCCACCGCCUAGGCCUACUCCACUUCCCCGUCUGCAUAGGCGUCCAGACAGCGGAACCUCUCAAGACGGAGGACCUCCAGAGGGCGCUCUUCCAUCUUUACAACAAAAUUCAAACUCUGCGGACAUGCUUUCGAUAUCGUGACGGGGAAUUGUGGAUAUGCGAGAUGGAAGGCAGGAAGAUUGACUUCCAGGAAGUGAGUGGAGACAAUCUAAUCGAGGAAUUAACUGCUCUGAUGAGCCGUACCUACACUCAGAAUGAGGACGGACCCCUGUGGCGCGUUAGACUCAUGCGAGGGCAACUCACUCCCACACACGAAUGUCAUCCUGGGUUCCCGCACCAGUCAACCCUGCUCAUAAGCCUCCAUCACGGCAUCACCGAUGGCAAUGCUUCCUUCUACAUCUUUCUGGUGCUGCUAAAAAUCCUGGAAGAAGUCAUUGGUGGGGUUCCCAUAGAUGACGAGGAACAGGUAGGCAUCAUCGCAAACGACGAGCAGACACUCUCCUUAAAGAACGAGAUCAGGGAGUAUCUGGAAGAACAUCCUGAUGAGGUGGAAGAGUUCGCCGAGAGGAAUCUGCAGUCCGAGUUCACGCCUCUGCUGUACAAGGCGUUUGGCUUCCCACAGGACCCUAAGCCGACUACACGUUACCUGAUUAGCAGCUUGGGGGCGCCAACCCUCAGAAAAUUUCAUGAAAAGUGCAAAAACGCUGGUGUGACCUUCAACUCUGGGUUUGUGCUGGCCGUGAACACGGCCUUGGUCGAACUCGCGCGAGAGGCCGGAGUAGAUUGCGACAGCCACAGCAUCCGAAGCAGACACACCCUCAACCUCCGCCGUUACUGGGAGAAACACAAGACGUUCUCCUUCGGCUGCCACAUCGGUAGGAUGCUCCAGACGACAAUCACUCCUCCGUACGACAAGGACGCUUUCUGGGACCACGCGAGGACGCUGGACACUGAAAUGCGAGAGAAAGUGAAGACCAAACACGUUCUCAAGGAAGAGGUGGUGAGGGAGGUGAAACGUAUAGCCGAGCCUGCCUUCAAGAGAGACGCUCCAGUGCCAAUUGACUGCGACUACGCCAUCUCCAACGCGUUCAUCCCAGGGGACUUCGACGCGUGGAGGGACAACAAGCAUGUCAGGGGAGGCGGGAUGUUGUCCUUCAUUCAGAUGGAACUCACGCAGAGCAUGACGUUCCAUAUAGUGGCCAGCGUCUCUGGGGCCAUGUCGUACACCAUCAGUUACUCCACUUGGCACCUCACAGACGAAAACGCUCUCAGGUUCCUGAAGAAGGUGGAGAGUGUUGUCGAAGACUUGGCGACCUGAGUUUAAGGAAAUUUAAUAAAAUGUUAAUUCCUUGAAAAAUA
Macrobrachium nipponense is the source of this 1585-nucleotide messenger RNA. RefSeq lists its product as uncharacterized. The coding region runs from base 69 to 1544 and encodes 491 amino acids. NCBI's taxonomy places the organism in Eukaryota, Metazoa, Arthropoda, Malacostraca, Decapoda, Palaemonidae. The transcript is spliced from 5 exons. The record is from RefSeq and is a predicted model, not a curated record.